AUGCCCAUCUCAUCUUUGUGCGCGGAGGCAGACGUCAUCAGAAAGGUGGGCGAGCACUAUGUACACGGCCCUAGGUGGUGACGAGCUGAUUGGAGCAACGAGAGCGUGUACGAAGCGGAGCGGGUCGAGUUUGGUCGUGCUAGGACUGGCCACAGCGGCACCGGAGCAGCGGCACCGGAGCAGCGGAACCGGAGCAGGCGGACGGCAUCGAACCGUGGCGCACGGACAAACAUCUCUUGGAUUGUCAAUUAUUUUUCCAUUUUUUUUUCCUGAAUACAGGUGUUGGGUGUGUGUAAUGACGUCACUGGUUUUGUAGAGAGACGCGGCAGAGAUGGUGCGGAUAACCCGCGGANGAACCGGAGCAGGCGGACGGCAUCGAACCGUGGCGCACGGACAAACAUCUACUGUAUUGUCAAUUAUUUUUCCAUUUUUUUUUCCUGAAUACAGGUGUUGGGUGUGUGUAAUGACGUCACUGGUUUUGUAGAGAGACGCGGCAGAGAUGGUGCGGAUAACCCGCGGAUGCCUUAAUUGUGUACCUGCAUCGUGGAAGACCCCUUCAAUGUGGAACGAUUCCUAGUCAGUGUCGAUGUUUAAACUGCUGUGCCUAACACAGAUGAUCUGGAUAGAUUCGGGUGAUUGUCAAUUAAUUGCAAUGAUGGCUUUGGUUGGGCGUUCUUCUGCAUUGUAUGUCCACAGACUCAUUCUGACAGCACUUCAGACAGCAGCUCCAUACCCCGAGCUUGUGUACCAUGCACCAUGGUGUUGUUUUUGUACAGACAGCACUUCAGACAGCAGUACGCUGUAGUCGACAAACAUUCAUAUUGGUUAAAUGCGGGACAAGGGGGGUGACGCUGCUGCUGUAGUCGAUUUGUAGUGUGUGGGCGUGUAGUUCAGUUGUGAGCACGCAAACGUGCUGCAGGGAUUGCAGGCGUACCUCCUCGGGCUUGCGUACCCUUCCCUUGCUAAUAGUGUGUGUGUUCUUUUGAUCUUCUGAUGGCUCUAUAAUAGCAUUUUUGUGACCACGGACCGAGUCUUUGCUAGAUUUUGGGAUUAGCAACUGACACGAGUUUAAUGUGAAGAAAACAACA
Ectocarpus sp. CCAP 1310/34 is the source of this 1088-nucleotide messenger RNA. NCBI's taxonomy places the organism in Eukaryota, Phaeophyceae, Ectocarpales, Ectocarpaceae. The record is from the annotation of a GenBank genome assembly.